AUGACUGCUGUUCACGCAGGCAACAUAAACGUCAAGUGGGACCCCAAAAGUCUAGAGAUCAGGACUCUGGCAGUUGAGAGACUGUUGGAGCCCCUUGUUACACAGGUUACAACCCUGGUAAACACCAAUAGUAAGGGGCCCUCUAAUAAGAAGAGAGGUAGUUCCAAGAAGGCCCAUGUUUUGGCUGCAUCUGUUGAACAAGCAACUGAGAAUUUCUUGGACAAGGUAGAUAAAAUUGCGAAGGAGAACCAGUUUCUCAAGGAGGAGCUUGUGGCUGCUGUAGAAGAUGUUUGAAAACAAGGUGAUUUGACGAAGACUGUUGCGGGAGAGUUCGCAGAUGAUCCCUGCUCUUCUGUGAAGCUAGGCAACAUGGUUUGGGCAGCUUGAGCUUUGCUCUCUGCUGUUACCCAGUUGCUGAUUUUGGCUGACAUGGCAGAUGUCUACAAAUUACUUGUUCAGCUGAAAGUUGUGGAAGAUGCUAUCUUGAAGUUGAGGAAUGCUGGCAAUGAACAAGACAUAGGAAUACAGUAUAAAGCCCUAAAACCUGAAGUGGAUAAGCUGAACUUUAUGGCAGCCAAAAGGCAACAAGAACCGAAAGUUGUUGGCCAUCAUGAUCAGAUGGCUGCAGCUAGAGAAAUCCUGCAGAAGAAUGUUCCGAUCCUCUAUACCACAUCCCAGGCAUGCCUACAGCACCUUGAUGUCACAGCCUAUAAGGCCAAUAGGGACCUGAUAUACAAGCAGCUGCAGCAGGCAGUCACAGGCAUUUCCAAUGCAGUCCAGGCCACUGCCUCAGACGAUGCCUCCCAACACCAGUGGGGAGGAGAAGGAGAACUGGCAUAUGCACUCAAUAACUUUGAAAAACAAGUCAUUGUGGACCCCUUGAGCUUCAGUGAGGAGUGCUUUAGGCCUUCCCUGGAGGAGGGCCUGGAAAGCAUCAUUAGCGGGGCUGCCCUGAUGGCUGACUCAUCCUGUACACGUGAUGAUCGUUGUGAGUGAAUUGUGGCAGAAUGUAAUGCUGUUCUCCAGGCCCUGCAGGACCUGCUUUCGGAGUACAUGGGCAAUGCUGGACGUAAAGAAAGAAGUGAUGCACUCAGUUCUGCAAUAGAUAAAAUAACCAAGAAGAACAGGGACUUGUGUAGACAGCUCCGCAAAGCUGUCAUGGACCAUGUUUCAGAUUCUUUUCUGGAAACCAGUGUUCCACUUUUGGUAUCGAUUGAAGCUGCAAAGAAUGGAAAUGAGAAAGAAGUUAAAGAGUAUGCUCAAGUUUUUGAUGGACAUGCUGACAAAUUGAUUGAGGUUGCCAACUUGGCCUGCUCCAUCUCAAAUAAUGAAGAAGGUGUAAAGCUUGUUCGAAUGUCUGCAAGCCAGUUAGAAGCCCUCUGUCCUCAGGUUAUCAAUGCUGCAUUGGCUUUAGCAGCAAAACCACAGAGUAAACUGGCCCAAGAGAACAUGGAUCUUUUUAAAGAACAAUGGGAAAAACAAGUCUGUGUUCUCACAGAUGCUGUCAAUGACAUAACUUCCGCUGAUGACUUCUUGGCUGUCUCAGAGAAUCACAGUUUGGAAGAUGUGAACAGAUGUGUCAUUGCUCUCCAAGAGAAGGAUGUGGAUGGCCUGGACCGCACAGCUGGUGCAAUUAGAGGCUGGGCAGCCUGGGUCAUUCACAUAAUCACCUCAGAGAUGGACAAUGAUGAGCCAGGAGUCUACACAGAGAAGGUUCUGGAAGCCGCUAAGCUGCUCUCUAACACAGUCAUGCCACGUUUCACUGAGCAAGUAGAAGCAGCCAUGGAAGCCCUCAGCUCAGACCCUGGCCAACUCAUGGAUGAGAAUGAGUUUAUCGAUGCCUCCUGCCUGGUAUAUGAUGGCAUCUGGGACAUCAGGAAAGCAGUGCUGAUGAUAAGAACCCCUGAGGAGUUCGAUGACUCUGGCUUUGAGACGGAAGAUUUCGAUGUUGGAAGUAGGACGAGCGUCCAGACAGAAGACAAUCAGCUGAUAGCUGACCAGAGUGCCCGGGUGAUCAUGGCUCAGCUUCCCCAGGGGCAGAAAGUGAAGAUUGCAGAACAGGUGGCCAGCUUCCAGGAAGAAAAGAGCAAGCUGGAUGCUGAAGUGUCCAAAUGGGACGACAGUGGCAAUGACAUCAUUGUACUAGCCAAGCAGAUGUGCAUGAUUAUGUUGGAGAUGACUGGCUUUACCUGAGGUAAAGGACCACUCAAAAAUACAUCAGAUGUCAUCAGUGCUGCCAAGAAAAUUGCUGAGACAGGAUCCAGGAUGGAGAAGCUUGGCCACACCAUCACAAACCACUGCCCCGACUCGGCCUGCAAGCAGGACCUGCUGGUCUACGUGCACCGCAUUGCCCUCUACUGCCACCAGCCCAAUAUCUGUUGUAAGGUCAAGGCCGAGGUACAGAAUCUCAGCGGGGAGCUCGUUGUCUCUGGGGUGGACAGCACCAUGUCCCUGAUCCAGGCAGCCAAGAACUUGAUGAAUGCUGUGGUCCAGACAGUGAAGACAUCUUACGUCGCCUCUACCAAAUACCAAAAGUCUCAGGGUAUGGCUUCCCUCAGCCUUCCUGCUGGGUCAUGGAAGAUGAAGGCAUCAGAGAAAAAGCCCUUGAUGAAGAGAGAGAAACAGGAUGAGACACAGACCAAGAUUAAAUGGGCAUCUCAGAAGAAGCACGUGAACCCGGUGCAGGCCCUCAGCGAGUUCAAAGCCAUGGACAGCAUCUAGGUCUGCCCAG
This is a messenger RNA of Saimiri boliviensis boliviensis (Bolivian squirrel monkey), 2731 nucleotides long. The record is from RefSeq and is a predicted model, not a curated record. Lineage: Eukaryota; Metazoa; Chordata; Mammalia; Primates; Cebidae.